Molecule: messenger RNA, 1131 nt
Organism: Paralichthys olivaceus (Japanese flounder)
Lineage: Eukaryota; Metazoa; Chordata; Actinopteri; Pleuronectiformes; Paralichthyidae
Source: RefSeq, a predicted model, not a curated record
CUGAUCCUCUGUGGUGCAGGUGAAGGUGCUCUCUCUGCCCCUUCACCUCCACACUAACUUUUUGGAAAAGAGAACAACAUGAGUUUCUACGCUGACUUUGGGCCCCUCAACCUGGCCAUGCUGUACAGAUACUGCUGCAAACUUAAUAAGAAGCUUAAGUCUUUCACAAUAUCCAAGAAGAAGUUGGUUCAUUUUACCUGUUAUGACCAGAAGAAAAGAGCAAAUGCAGCUGUCCUUAUUGGUGCCUACGCUGUUAUCUAUUUAAAAAGAAGUCCAGAAGAAGCCUACAGGACUCUUAUCUCAGGAAACAACACAGCAUAUCUGCCAUUCAGGGAUGCUGCAGUAGGAGAGUGCUCAUUCAACCUCUCUGUGCUUGACUGCUUAAAAGCAAUAUGCAAGGCAUUACUGUAUGGUUUCUUGGACUUUGACAGCUUCGAUGUUGAGGAUUAUGAACACUAUGAGCGUGUAGAGAACGGGGAUAUGAACUGGAUCAUACCAGGGAAGAUUUUGGCAUUCAGCAGCCCACACCCUCGCAGUAAGAUAGAGAAUGGUUAUCCUCUCCAUGCACCAGAAGCAUACUUUGCAUACUUUCAGCAAAAUGACAUCACAUCCGUGGUCCGUUUAAACAGGAAGUUAUAUGACAGCAGGCGGUUUGAGGAUGCAGGAUUUGACCACCAUGAUCUCUUCUUCGUGGAUGGGACCACUCCCUCUGAUCUCAUCAUCAGGCGCUUUCUGCAUGUGUGUGAAAGCAAUGAAGGGGCUGUGGCAGUGCACUGUAAAGCUGGCCUGGGCCGUACAGGCACUCUCAUUGGCUGCCACCUGAUGAAGCACUUCCGGUUCACUGCAGCUGAAUCCAUUGCUUGGAUCAGAAUCUGCCGGCCUGGAUCCAUCAUUGGCCCACAACAGAACUUCUUAGAGGAGUGAGUCAGGUCUCCAUUAUAUGUGUUAAACCUGUCAAAGGCUUCUCUCUGCUCGAUCCUCCCACCCCCUACGUCCCCCAAAGCCCCCCUCUCCUUCUCCUCUUCAGCCUCCUCAAAAAAGAUUGUGCGGAGCUCCUCCUCCUCUGUCGCUCAUUUCAAGAGCCCCUUCAGCCUCCGUCUGUUCAGCACCAGGCCGGCUAAAAUUCACUGA